This is a messenger RNA of Bombus impatiens (common eastern bumble bee), 1280 nucleotides long. RefSeq lists its product as uncharacterized. Lineage: Eukaryota; Metazoa; Arthropoda; Insecta; Hymenoptera; Apidae. The record is from RefSeq and is a predicted model, not a curated record. The transcript is spliced from 6 exons. The coding region runs from base 125 to 1069 and encodes 314 amino acids.
GCGCAAGGAGUAGACUGGCUGAAGAAAUUUUCUCCGCCGUUCAAUACGACAACGCGUGCGCUUUUCUUCCGGAGGAGCCAGUAGUCGUUCUAAUGGUACUUUCAUACGAGGGUGUUGUUUAACGAUGAGAGGUUUUGAUUUAACAAUGAAUAAUUCGGGUUGUGCGACUUGCACACUCGAACCACCGCCUGAUAUUCUUCAUAUACCGCCACCGCCGUUCCCAGCGAUUCUCCAACAAAGUUCCGACUUUUAUCCGCACACGGAUUUAUUAUCGUUUCCACCUCAUCUCAAUGACAGCCCUUGUAAACAUUUCUGCGAUCGCCGCUCCGAAGGUGUUCAAUACAUAGAAAUGCCUCAACAAGGAACAGUAUUUGACGAUACAUGGUUGCUGGUUCUAAUAUUCUCCUGUAUCGGUGUAAUUUUCAUAGGCAUCAUUCUGGCGAUAUUACUCUUGAAAUGCAAAUUCAAUAGAAGUGGCAAGAGCGGCGUAAUUUCCAUACCAAACACAACAUCUGGUAUACAAGCAAAAAACGGGAGGAUUCAAAACGAAGCUGUUCUUUAUCCCUGUGCAGCUGAUACUAUGCAAGAUAGCCGUGUUAUGUGGGCUACUCUGACACCACGGGGUACCACCAGACACUAUCUAGAGGAACAUACCUAUGAAACCAUUGGCGGUGGACAAUUCCAUAAACGUGCCUGUUCAACUACGCCAACUGAACAUGUAAAACUUAAGACUUACGCAGAUCCACCGGUAACUACCCCGAUUCAAAAUCGCCUGAAGGACGACAAAGCCUUUGAUAACACUGCGUUUGUAGAUUACGAAGAACCUUCGUUAAUAAAGACUGACUAUUAUCAGCUCAAUGAUGUUUUGGAGUCGAAUGAUCCAGGUAUACAAAGAGGAACAUCGCGCCCACGCGUCAGUUCGCCGACACGAAUCGAACAUCCAAAUUUACCACCCCUUAAUCUUCACCCUCAUAAACGUUCCUCUCGUAAAGGAUCUGCUACACCACAAACUACAGAUACUUUAUUAAGAAGUAGUAUCACAUCAUCUACAUAUAUUCCUACUAUAUAAGUUUUACGUCCAGUCUUUGUUAUACAUACAUAUUUAAAGGCUUAUACAAUAAGCGACAUAAACAACAGUACAUUUUGUAUACAUUACCUUUACAUCUAGUCAUUAUAAAUAAGAAAUAACUGCCAGUCAAAUUAAAGCGACCUAGUCGUUAGCCGGUAUAUGUAAAUUAUAUAUACUUUUUUCUUUAACCAAUUAAAAAAUUGAAAUCAUA